This is a messenger RNA of Vigna radiata var. radiata (mung bean), 1996 nucleotides long. Its product is annotated as fe-S cluster assembly factor HCF101, chloroplastic. The transcript has 15 exons. Bases 107 to 1711 code for a protein of 534 amino acids. Gene Ontology annotation, molecular function: 4 iron, 4 sulfur cluster binding; ATP binding; ATP-dependent FeS chaperone activity. Gene Ontology annotation, cellular component: chloroplast stroma. Gene Ontology annotation, biological process: iron-sulfur cluster assembly. The record is from RefSeq and is a predicted model, not a curated record. Lineage: Eukaryota; Viridiplantae; Streptophyta; Magnoliopsida; Fabales; Fabaceae.
GCUUGUAAUCUGCAAAAUGAUCAUUAAAAAAAGAUAUAGUAGUGGCAACUAGCAACUGAAACAUGAGGUUGGAAACAAACUGUCACUGACCUCACCCACAAACACAAUGCAAGUUCUUCAAGCUCCAUCUUCUCCUCACCUUUCUAUCCAAACCUCAAAACCUCCACACCUAACAUGGGGUUUGCUUCCUUCUGUGAGUGUAAAUUCUUCACCUUUUUCCACCCUUCAUUUUUCUCUUCACUCCCAAAAGGACCAGCGGUUGCUUUGGAGCCCCCAUAAAAGGUUCACCUCCAGAGCUGCUUCUGUUGAAGAUGCAGUUGGUGAUUCUUCAGUAUCAACUGGAACGGCUGAGGGUGAUGUGUUGAAAGCCUUGUCUCAGAUCAUUGAUCCAGACUUUGGAACGGAUAUUGUUACAUGUGGAUUUGUGAAAGAUCUGCAGAUUGAUGAAGCAUCUGGAGAGGUAUCGUUUCGGUUGGAGCUCACUACACCAGCAUGUCCAAUCAAGGACAUGUUUGAGCAGAAGGCAAAUGAAGUGGUGGCAAUGCUCCCUUGGGUCAAGAAUGUUAAAGUUACUAUGUCUGCACAACCAGCAAGACCUAUAUACGCUGAGCAACUUCCAGCAGGUCUACAGACAAUUUCAAAUAUUGUGGCUGUGUCCAGUUGCAAGGGGGGCGUGGGAAAAUCAACUGUAGCUGUAAACCUUGCUUACACAUUGGCUGAUAUGGGUGCUAGAGUUGGUAUAUUUGAUGCUGAUGUUUAUGGUCCAAGCUUGCCAACCAUGGUCUCUCCUGAAAACCGAUUGUUACUAAUGAAUCCAGAGAAGAAGACCAUAAUUCCAACUGAAUACUCGGGAGUGAAGCUGGUCUCUUUUGGAUUUGCUGGACAAGGACGUGCAAUAAUGCGUGGCCCCAUGGUUUCGGGAGUCAUUAAUCAACUUCUUACUACUACAGAGUGGGGUGAGCUGGAUUACCUUAUUAUAGACAUGCCUCCUGGAACUGGAGAUAUUCAACUCACGUUAUGCCAGAUAGUUCCAUUAACUGCCGCUGUAAUUGUUACCACUCCUCAAAAGCUGUCAUUCAUUGAUGUUGCAAAAGGAGUUCGGAUGUUUUCAAAGCUUAAGGUGCCUUGUGUUGCUGUUGUGGAGAACAUGUGUCAUUUUGAUGCUGAUGGAAAACGAUAUUACCCAUUUGGCAGAGGUUCAGGUUCUCAGGUUGUUCAGCAGUUUGGAAUACCUCAUCUAUUUGAUCUUCCUAUUAGACCAACUCUCUCUGCCUCUGGAGACAGUGGAGUGCCAGAAGUGGUGGCUGAUCCUCAAAGUGAAGUUUCCAAGAUAUUCCAAAAUCUAGGAGUCUGUGUUGUUCAACAGUGUGCAAAAAUACGCCAACAAGUUUCGACUGCUGUCACCUAUGAUAAAUCAAUCAAGGCAAUCAAAGUGAAGGUACCAGAUUCAAAAGAAGAAUUCUUUCUGCAUCCUGCAACAGUGAGACGAAAUGAUCGCUCUGCUCAAAGUGUGGAUGAAUGGACGGGAGAGCAGAAACUGCAGUACAAUGAUGUUCCUGAAGAUAUUGAACCUGAAGAAAUUCGGCCAAUGGGAAAUUAUGCAGUUUCAAUAACUUGGCCUGAUGGGUUUAGUCAGAUUGCUCCUUAUGAUCAAUUACAGAUGAUGGAGCGGCUGGUUGAUGAUGUUUUUGAACCAAGUGUACAAGCAUGAUGAAGAAAAACAUCAUCUGAGUUGCAUUGAUGGUGUUGGAAAUGGAAAAAAAAUCAUUAUACAUAUAUGAUAGCCUCAAUUCAAUAGUCCUUCAACAAAUAGGGAUAUUAACAGAGUUUGAUAGAGCAUUCUGUGAGAUAUAGGUUGGCAUUGAAAUUCACAGCACUCCUCAAGAAUAAAGCAUAUUUUUUUCAACUGUGUAUGCCAUUUUCAUCUGCUAGCAUUGUACCAUAAACCUUUUAAGGAUGUAUUGUUUUGCAGAUAUCAAGAUAUAUUAUGCUAAAA